Molecule: messenger RNA, 849 nt
Organism: Aphidius gifuensis
Lineage: Eukaryota; Metazoa; Arthropoda; Insecta; Hymenoptera; Braconidae
Exons: 2
Coding region: 139-825 (228 amino acids)
Source: RefSeq, a predicted model, not a curated record
AAGCAGUAAAAUUUAUUUAUAAAGUGUGUGUGUCUGUGAUGAUAACAAUAUUAAAUAAUGUUAACCAAUAAGAAAAACAAUAAAUAAAUAAGUAAAAUAUCCAUCUAGUUUAGGUAUUAGAAUUAAUAGAUUAAAACAAUGAAUAUUCUAAGAAUCAUAACUGGAAAUUCUUCAAAUAGCCAUCUAAAAUUAUCCAAGAUAUUAUUUAGAAAGCUAGAUAAUUAUUUAACAAAAUCAUCAGUUAAAGUUCACAAUUCAGCAAAAGAAUUUAAAUUACCUGCUACCACAACUUCAAGAGCACUUGCUAGAAUAAAACAUAGGGAUGGUAUUUCUCAAGAAUAUGACAUAAUUUAUAGAAGUACAAUGUCAAGAUACAUAAUGUAUAUUUAUCCAGCAUCACUUGUUAUGAUAGUUUGUGGUUUUUAUGCAACAUACAUGUCAUUUACAAAUAUUCAAACAGUACUUGAUAGUCAACUGAUUAAAAAUAUACCAGUAUCAUAUGGCAAUAAAUAUGAAAUGAUGUUUUGUUAUUUUGUUUAUUAUGCUGUUAAUAUAUUAAUGUGUUGUGCAUGUGUAAGACAUCCAAUAAGAAUAUAUUGUAAUCAUGAUAAAAAUAUAUAUAAAAUGAUCACGAUAAAUUGGAGAUAUCCAUUUAAAAAAAUAACUGAAUUUACACCUAAAAAUGUAGAAAAAAAACAUAGAAAUCCAUGGAAUGCAUUGAUGCAAGCAUCACAUUCAAUCAACGGAAAAACAUAUCAUCUUAUGCAAGAUGGUUUUCGUUCACAAUCACAUUAUUUUGCAAUGCUUGGACAUAAAGAUUAUUAAUAAAUAAAAAAAUAAUAAAAACCA